GUUCUCAGAUGGAGAGUGGCCGCCAGCUUUGCUUGGUCAGUGAUACUCAUGCCUGUGUGCUGUGCUCUCUUUAUUGUCCUCAGUCGGAUACAAAUAUUACAUCCCAUACAGUGGCUUACAGAAUUCAUGUUCAUGUGGAGGAGAGAAACGCUAUCAUUUGAGUGCAUUUAAUAAUCUGGAAAUCAGACACGUGGAACGAGGAGUGACUGGGAUCUUUGGCUCUUUAGAUCGACUCUGGAAGCGCAAGCCAGGAUGGCUCUGCGAGCAACGUAACCGCGACAGAGACUACACCGAUAAGAUUCUAUCAGUGACCUUACCAGCAGUUACACAAUCUUCUGCCUAUUACUGAUAUGUGCCAUUUUGGGACUGCAAUGUACUUUUCUUAUGGAGUAUUACACAGUGGUGCCUUCUAUUCCAUGCUCUCGGCUGGCCCUCAUUGGAAACCUUCUCCUUCCGCAUCGUAUCCUGCACUCUUUAGCUCAUGUUGCCAUGGGGGUGCUGGCUUCAUGGUGCUAUGCGGUCUUGAGUAAAGGGAAAUAUCAGCUUCUAGUUGUUUCCUGCACUUUACAGAGUGAGGAUGAAGCAGACAAGCCUUCUCAUUGCCUUAAUGAGAGCCAUCUCUUCCAAUUGCUGUGUGGUGCAUUCUUUGGCUAUAGUUACAGCCUCCAGUAUUUUGUUCACAACAUGAACUACUUGUCCUUCCCAUCUAUACAGCAAUACAAGUAUCUGCAGUUUAGAAGAUUUCUACCACUUAUUAUUAAACAGAGCGUUUUCCAGUCUCUCUACUUCAUUCGCAGCUACGCCAUUCUCUACUUUUGCCUUGGCAACAUUCCACGAACAUGGAUUCAAACUGCACUAAACCUUCACAUGGACAGGCAGCAGCCCUCACUUGAUACAUUAAGGGGAUUUUUGAAUUUGUCAUUAUUUUACCAGAUAUGGCUGUCUGGCACUUUUUUGCUUGCUACUUGGUACAUGGUCUGGAUUCUCUUCAGAAUUUAUACAACAGAGGCCCGUAUUUUCCCUGUACAGACUUCCUUUGCAGAGGAAGCAGAAAAAUGCCUUCCGUUCAUUUUGAAUAGUAACACACUUCCACUUGUAAAGUAUUUGGCCAUGCAAGAUCUUGUGUUGCUCUCUCAGUAUUCACCAUCUAGAAGACAGGAAGUGUUUAGUCUGAGCCAGCCAGGUGGGCAUCCCCACAACUGGACCUCAAUAUCCAAAGAAUGUUUGAACUUAAUGAGCAGUUUGACAUCCAGAUUAAUUGCUCAUCAGGAAGCUGCUGCAAAUAAUGGUCGAAUGAGAGUUCCAUCUUCCCCUAAACAGAUUAGGAAGUCGUCAAGCAGCUCAGGUACAUCUCUUAUUGAAGACUCUGCUGAGCAAACACAGAACUUAAGUACCAUUCCUAGAAUAGGUAUCCCCUCUCUACUAAAGACCGCAUCUCUAAAAUCCUCAUUGGAUAUUGGAAGCCCAUUUGCAACCCCUGGAGUCAAACAAAUGUCUGAAUCCCUGGACCCAAAUACUCCAUGCCAUGGCUCUGUCCAAAGUCCCCAGGUCACAAGAAGGGGUGCUAAGUUGUGGACUUCAGAUUCUGAUGUUCAGAAAAAUGGCUCUGAGGUUUCCCCAGUAAUGCAUAGGCCUGUGUGUAAUGGUGCAAAACAGGGAAUACUCCAUACGUGGUUCCAGCAUAAGCUUGUUCAAAUCAAGAACGUCUUGUCAAAGAGAGGUCUCAUUAUGUACCUGUUUAGUAAGCAUCCAGAGGCUUCUAGUCAGGAUGUAUUUGCAGAUGCACAGAUCCAUAUUUGGGCACUGGAAGCAUUAUCUCAUCUUGUGGCUGCUUCCUUCUCAGAAGAUAGAAUGGGAGUAGUACAGACUUCCCUUUCCAGUGUACUUGCAAUUUUACUUACGUUGCAGGAGGCUGUGGAAAAACAUUUUAAACUCCCCCAUGCAUCCAGUAAACCAGCCAGAAACCCUGGUAGUUUACUGGACUCUUCCUGCAAGACACUGAGGUUUUCACUUCGAGCCGCUCUGAAAACAGCAAUCUACAGGAUAACCACAACCUUUGGAGAACACUUACAUGCAGUUCCUGUCUCAUCUGAGCAUAAGAAAAAACUUCAGCAAUUCCUUGACUUCAAAGAAUAAAUUCAGAGUUCAAGUUUUGUUCGGCACUUUGCUGCUUCUGUGACAAAUCAGGGCAUAAAAAUCCAACCAGAGAUGUUGGGAAAAGACAAAGCAGAAAUCCAUAAGCAGCAGUAUAUGUGAUAGCAGUUCUGGUCUAUUUGGUGACAAUACAAAAAGAAGGCUAUACACAUUGUUGCUCUAAUUGCUGUAAUUGUAAAAAUCUUUACAAUGUUGUAUGUAUAAGGCCAUGCUCUGUCCUCUGCUGCUAUUUACUCUUACGGAAGGUGUUAGUAUUAAGGUUAGAAGAGAUGUCUGCUCUUUUGUUUUUCUUGUUCAUAUUUAAUUGAAUUUAUAACGGAUCAGUCAAAUUCUGUCAUGAGCAAAAUUUCCUGAAAAUAAAUAACACAGGCACUUCAUAUAAAUUAAUAGAAGCAACAUUGCUAGCAAAAACAGGUCAUUGGUUCACUGUAUUGUUGAUCACCACUAAGAACAGGCAUAUAUUAAUGGGUUGUUAAAAGCACACAAUCGGUAUAUAUAUUUUUUUUAACAGCCUAGUACAUGUAAGCAGCCUUAUACUACUAAUUAACUAAUUGCUCUUUAAACUCAGGUCAAAGUUAAACUGUGAGUUGCAUUAAGCCAUCAUUUAUAGAAAUUAAGCAUUUCCUCAUUUUGGUUGCACAUAUGAUUUUGAAAGUUUUGAUUACUCUAAUGUUUUGACUGAAAUUUUAUGCAACUUGCCUAAUGAAGGUACUCACUUGACUAGUAGUAUAUGGACCAAGGAGUGCUAAGCUGUGUAAGUAAUGUGCUAUUUAUCAAAACCCACUUUGUAUGUAUGUAGGCCUAUUUUUAGUGGAAUCUAUCUAUUCUCCCUAUUUUCCUUUUCACAUUUUCUCUUCCUUAACAUUUUAUGAUCAUUUCUUUUUCAACUUUGUUCUAUGUUUUGUAUAUGUGAAUUUUUAAUAAAGUGCAAUUACCAGA
Messenger RNA from Xenopus laevis (African clawed frog), 3093 nucleotides. It is a transcript of the gene ndc1.S, whose product is annotated as NDC1 transmembrane nucleoporin S homeolog. Bases 385 to 2136 code for a protein of 583 amino acids. Gene Ontology annotation, molecular function: protein-macromolecule adaptor activity. Gene Ontology annotation, biological process: nuclear pore organization. NCBI's taxonomy places the organism in Eukaryota, Metazoa, Chordata, Amphibia, Anura, Pipidae. Gene Ontology annotation, cellular component: nuclear pore; nuclear membrane; nuclear pore transmembrane ring. The transcript has 18 exons. The record is from RefSeq and is a predicted model, not a curated record.